CUACAGCGAGGUCACGGAUUUGUACGUCGUACCUCGUACGCUCUUUCUACUUUUCGAUAUUCCGAAGCACGAGUUUACUAGCCGCUUUCUACGAAUUCAGUUUUCAAUCUCUCGGUUCUAGGGUGCUCAGAGGGGAGCGCAAACACUCCGAUGCAAGGGUCAUAGCUUUGGAUUAUGGAGAACGAGGCCGCUUCCGGGUCCCCUAUUGAGGAAAAGAAGAAAGAGGAGAAGGAGAAGGAGAGGCCGAGGCAGGAGGAGGUGGAAUACGAUGAUUUUGGAUUGCCUAUAAGGAAGCCCCGGCCGAGGAGCCUGGAGGAGGAAAGUUCAGGGGAGGGGGACGAGGAGCAGUUUGUGGAUACGGUGGACAUAAGAUCGGGGAGUAGGGAGAAUGUUGCCGUACAAGAGAAGGCUACCUUGGUGAAGGAGGAGGCCGAGAAGUCGGAACCGCUGGUGAAUGGCCGUAAAGAGGAGGGGGAUGAGAAGGAAGAAGAGAAGGGGGAGCAGUCAGGGGAACAUUCAGGAGCACGAUCCACCCAGCAGAUACAGCCGAUUGAGGAGCCAAUACCACAUAAGGAGUCUCCUGAAAGCGAACCGCACGCCGAUACUUCUGAACUUCACAAACCGCCCCCUGAAAGCUCAAGCGCACAUGCCCGCCAGAAAGCAAGCAUCUCCGAAUACUCGCACCAACAGCUCGCGAUAUCAAACGACGCGGAGGGGAAGAAGAAGGAUGACCUCGACGAUGAGUGGCAGACCAUGCCCGCAUACGCGCAUUGGGACAUGUACGACGAUGAUAAUAGGCUUAUUGCUAGAGAGAAUGCGGAAGAGCUGGAGGACAUGAGCGGGUACGGAAACGUAGGAGGGGCUGCUAAGGGAUAUACGCGGGUGACCAUGGACGACGACGUUGAAUCUGUCACCAGCAUGGACGAGAAUACAGCAUACCUUUUUAAAGAGCACAAGGGAACUGCGGUCUUGGAGGAUGACGAGGACGAAGCUGCAAGGGACCCAUUGUCACAGAUGCAGACCACAAAGAAUCUUCUUACAGAAGGGCAGCGCAUAGCAUACGUUGGGCUAGUGCGACUAGCUAUGGUGGAGAUGGAGAAUCGGGUGAACCAGCUAGAAAGGACCAAGGGAUCCAAGAAGAUCAUUGAACUCACGCUAGAGACAACAAAGAUGUGGGCGCAAAAGAUGAUGGUUCGCCUGUACGCGCACAUGGACAUCGACGCUUCCGAACAAAUCAUGAUCGAGCAGCUUAAAGAACACGGAGUCGUGCCAUCAGACCUCACGCCGGCGUUGAUGCAGAAUGCGCGAGUUAAGAAUCCUGUAGUGGAGGAGACUACCUCUUCUAGAGCUUCUCUCUCAUCACCACAACCUGAUAAGGAGAAGUCGGAAUCUCUUGCCGAGUCCUCAAUGUCACCAUCACCUCCCCCUUACCAGGAUCAUGAAGGGGAUGACUUGCCCAAAGUCCGAAUACCUUCCCAGUUGGAGCAGACUAAAAACUUGGACAUUGACCUGCGCUGGACGGUGCUCUGCGAUCUCUUCCUCGUCCUCAUAGCAGAUUCUGUCUACGACGCUCGUUCAAGACAGCUCAUGGAGAAUGUGGGCAAGUCGCUAGGGGUCGACUGGCUUGAGAUAUGUCGGUUCGAGAAACGAGUGACAGAUGCGCUCGAGAUGCAAGAAGAAGCGAGCAAGGAGAACUGGAACGAAGAAGAGCACAUGGAAGACAGGAGGAAACGGGCUCUGAAAAAGCGUCUGGCUUUCAUGGGACUGGCAACGGUUGGUGGUGGCCUUGUCAUUGGCUUGUCCGCUGGCCUACUCGCCCCAGUCAUCGGUACAGGUCUUGCUCUGGGAUUCAGUACUAUCGGUGUGGCUGGAACGGGUACUUUCCUCGCCGGUGCCGGUGGUGCCGCUAUCAUCACUACGACUGGAGUCCUAAGUGGCGGUACGAUUGCGGUGAGGGCAGCGAAUCGGCGGACGGGUGCUGUCAAGACAUUUGAGUAUCGGCCGCUGCACAAUAACAAAAGGGUGAAUCUCAUCGUCACUGUGUCUGGAUGGAUGAGCGGUAAGGUCGAUGACGUCCGUCUGCCGUUCAGCACAGUGGACCCGAUCAUGGGCGAUAUCUAUUCCGUGCUGUGGGAGCCGGACAUGCUCCGGAGUAUGGGUGACACCAUCAAUAUUCUGGCCACAGAGGCUCUUACGCAAGGCCUCCAACAAGUUCUAGGCAGCACCCUUCUCGUCGCUCUCAUGUCCGCCAUCCAGCUCCCUGUAAUCCUCACCAAGCUGUCCUACCUAAUCGACAACCCUUGGACGGUGUCCCAAGCUCGAGCGGAUAUGGCUGGGCUCAUUCUUGCGGACUCGAUCAUUGCGCGGAAUCUAGGAACACGGCCAAUCACCCUCGUAGGCUUCUCACUCGGUGCAAGAGUCAUCUUUGCCUGCUUGAAGGAACUUGCACACCGGGGAGCUUUCGGUCUCGUCCAGAAUGUGUACCUGUUCGGGACCCCGGUCGUCGCGAAGAAGGAUGAGUACACCAAACUGAGAGCGAUAGUGCCAGGACGCUUCGUCAACGGCUACGCAAGAAAUGACUGGAUUUUGGGCUAUCUCUUCCGAGCAACAAGCGGCGGUAUAAUGAGAGUGGCGGGGCUGGCCCCUGUCGAGGUACCCGGUAUCGAAAACAUCAACGUGACGGAGCUUGUACCGGGACACAUGGCCUACAGAGCAGCCAUGCCGAAGCUACUACGCGAAGUCGGGUGGACUGUCGAGAGCGACGAAUUCACCGAAAUCGAAGACCCAGACCCUGACAACCACGAGCAGCGGCAGCGGGAGCUCAUCAACGAGAUCGAGGAAGCAAGGAAGGAACUCGAGCAGAAGCCGGAGAAGAAAGGAUUCAGCUUCUGGCGGAAGAAGAAGGCAGCGAAGAAGGACUGGGAGGUGUAUGACGAGCACUCGCAGAAACCGAUUGACAAGGAUCAAGAUACGGCGGCUAUUGCGGAGAAUCCGGUCAUUUUUGAUUUGGAUGCGAUAAGAAAGGAGGUUGCGGCAUUGUCCGCUGAAGGCAUCGAGGUCAAGGAGAUCCAAUCGACGCUGCCGCCGAUGAAGAUCGACAUGGCAGCGGCGCAAACGAAUCCGCAUUCGACACUGCGGGAGACGAAGAGCUACAACGACAGCAUCGGACAACGUUCGGCUACUCUGGAUGCAGAUAAGAGCCCAUUCUCACACUCCAAUGGCGCCGGUGGCGCUUCAUCUAGAAGAAGCUACGACGAGUACGACGAGUACGACGAGCAUACCGACGGCGGCGUGACAAUGACAUUCGACACCUCGUUCCACGAUUCCCCCGGCAGACCCAUACCCCGCUCUUCUACGUCUCUCGAGUCUUCCUCGUACAAGGAGGCGGGUAUGCCGACCUGGGACACGCCUUCGGAACGGCCGCCGCUCAAACCUGCAGUGACGGAGCCGAAUCUGAAUCUUACGCCGGGUUACAAUGCCUGGGCUGAUGAGUACGAUGAUGAUGAGUUUGGGAAGGAGCGGGAGAUGAAGAUGACGUUUGAAUGAAUGAUUGAUUGGGCUUUAUUCCUAUCUAUGGAGUUGAUGGUUGGUUGGGACUUGGUUCGCGUCUGUGCUGGUGCAUCCGCAUGAGCGUUCUGUGUUGUUGUGCGCGCAUUCAUGGGAGGGCAUUGAGGCGUUCUUCUUUUCUUUUCUUCUCUUUUAUAUGUUUCUCUCAUUGGUGCAUGGGUGGGAAUGAGACGGGAGGGCAUGUGAUUGUUCUCCGUUUCUGGAAGGAGUGUCUUGGUGCUGCGGGUGUCUUGUGGAGUAGAACUCUUGGGCAUUGGCCAUGGUGUAGAACUGGAGUAGAGGUGUAGAUGCAUAUAGCUGCUCAUGGUCAUCGAGUCGAUGCCGAGAAGGAUCAGAAUAUAUAAUACAUGAAAUGUAUAUCU
Messenger RNA from Westerdykella ornata, 3929 nucleotides. RefSeq names its product DUF726-domain-containing protein. NCBI's taxonomy places the organism in Eukaryota, Fungi, Ascomycota, Dothideomycetes, Pleosporales, Sporormiaceae. The transcript is spliced from 3 exons. The record is from RefSeq and is a predicted model, not a curated record. The coding region runs from base 175 to 3546 and encodes 1123 amino acids.